AUGGAAACAGCAACCAGUGGCACAGAAAUUGUAAAUGAACAAUUAAAUAAUUUAGAUAUCAAUAAAAAAGAAGAAGAGGAAGUUGAUACUACUGACAAUAAAGAAGAAAAUGUAUCUACUACAGAGGAAACUAAAUUAUCAAAAGGUCAAAAGAAAAGAUUAAAAGAAAAGGAAAAGAAAUUAAGACAAAAACAAGAACAAGAAUCUGGUGUUUCAUCAACACCAGCUGUUGUUGCUAAACCAGAGCCACCAAAACCAGAAACUGCAGAAGAGAAAUUCAACAGACAAAUUGAAUGGGCAAUUUAUCAAUUGGUUUUAGGUCAACAAAGAAAAGAUACUACUAAAGAACAAUUUAAAGAGUCAGAAACAAUUAUUAAUAAAUUAAAAUCAGAUAAAAUUCAUGAUGCUAGAAAAAUUCAAAUUAUGCAUUCAGUUUUCGGUAAAAAUUUAGAUAAAGUUAUGAAGCAAUAUCCAUUACCAAAAAAACCAGUUGUACAAGCUGCUACUAAACCAGAAUCAUCACCAUCACCAGCAUCAUCAGCAGAAUCAACUACAACCACUGCAUAA
Molecule: messenger RNA, 567 nt
Organism: Dictyostelium purpureum
Lineage: Eukaryota; Evosea; Eumycetozoa; Dictyosteliales; Dictyosteliaceae
Exons: 2
Coding region: 1-567 (188 amino acids)
Source: RefSeq, a predicted model, not a curated record